This is a messenger RNA of Penicillium salamii, 507 nucleotides long. The record is from the annotation of a GenBank genome assembly. NCBI's taxonomy places the organism in Eukaryota, Fungi, Ascomycota, Eurotiomycetes, Eurotiales, Aspergillaceae.
AUGGCGUGGUACUCUAUUCUUCCACCAGAGCUCACCCACCUCGAGAGCUGGGUAGUGAGCUUCUUUGUGAGUUACCCUUACCACCGCCGGCGAUCAAACCCCUUCUCUAUGACGCAGUCGCUCAUGUACCCCGGAUUUCCACAGUUCUUCCUCGGUGUCGUCACCAUCGGCCCCUGGGCAUUCCUCGUACUUCUCGAUGCUACUAUAUGGAUAUAUCGAAUGAUUAUCUGGGAUUUCCCAUGGAUCGGGGGACGCGCACGCGGUCGGCAACGUCCUCGCGCGCCGAGCCUGAACGCACGCCCAGGCGGGCAGCGGAGGGCGUUUGGUCUGCGCGGUGUGGAGACUGAUACCGGUGGUAGUGAUGGGGAUGAUCGAGAUGGGGGUUCGGACCCUGGCAAGAGGGCUCGCUCUGACUCUCGAAAGAAUGACGUGAGCCCCGUUCGCAGGUCAAUCCCCCAUGCGAGUGGGGGUGGGAUAUUGAAACGAAGAAGCUCGGGGCAGCUAUAA